Messenger RNA from Arabidopsis thaliana (thale cress), 1779 nucleotides. Its product is annotated as proton-dependent oligopeptide transport (POT) family protein. The record is from RefSeq and is marked reviewed. Gene Ontology annotation, biological process: transmembrane transport. Gene Ontology annotation, molecular function: transmembrane transporter activity. Lineage: Eukaryota; Viridiplantae; Streptophyta; Magnoliopsida; Brassicales; Brassicaceae. The transcript is spliced from 4 exons. Gene Ontology annotation, cellular component: membrane. The coding region runs from base 143 to 1726 and encodes 527 amino acids.
AGCCUUCUGUUGAAUGUCCGGGUCAAUUUUGAUCAGUACCUUCAAAUCUUGCUUUCAUUAGAUUUAUCUGUAGAGCUGAAGGUGUUCUGUUUGUUGAUAGCAUUGUUAGUCAUUGAUUUUGUUUCCACAUGAGAAGUAAUAUAUGGCGUCUUUUCUCCGAGUCAUCGUUCUGUCAUGGGCUUUUACCGUUGCGUGGUUUACCCUCUGGAUGUUGAUGCUAUACUUGACGAACGAGAUGAAGCUAAAGUUCACAGACGCAGCUGCGAUUGUAAAUGUGUUUGCUGGUGUAUCAGCUAUUGGUCAUCUUGGCAUGCAAUUUCUUGUUGAUGCAUUUAUUGGUCACUUUUGGAUGCUCUGUCUCUCUACUUUAGCAUUCAGUUUCGGUUUCGGGUUCUUGGCAAUAUCAGCGUCACCAAUACUUUCAGGCAAUGGACAAAAGGGCCUGUUCUACGUAGCGCUAACGGUUAUAUCCGUUGGUAUAUUUGGACGGUCUAUCUCUUUGGGAGUAUUUACAGAAGACCAACUAGAAGACGGUAGGAACAAGGGAAACCCCGCCAAGCUCGUUAGCUUUGUCAUUGGAAAUGUGGGGAAUUUUGUGUUCUUGUUACUUGCUGCUAUUGCAAUGCCUCAGAUAAGUCCGUGGUUUGUUAGGUUCACGAUCCCCUCGGGCUGUGAGGUAUUAGCAAUGCUGAUUUUUAUUUCCGGUGCGUGUUCAUACAAACGGGUUAAACCAGGUGGGAGCCCUUUGACAACGGUUUUCCGGGUCUUUAUGGCUUCUGCUUCCAAAAUGUCUUGUGCAUACUCGAACAACUCAAGCCAGCUCUAUGAAAAAGCUGAGUGUGAUCAAGAUAUUAAGCCCCACACAAGCAGCUUAAGGUAUCUAGAUAGAGCUGCAAUGAUACUCCAAACAGAGUCUUUGGAACAACAGAGGAAAAACAGAUGGAAGCUUUGUCGGGUGACAGAAGUGGAGCAAACGAAAAGCGUCAUACGCACGGUUCCUUUGUUUGCGACAUCUCUCAUUUCGGGGAUUGUCUUCUCUCUUGGUAAUACUUUCUUCCUUGAACAAGCAAACCAUAUGGACUCCAAGUUCGGAUCAUGGAACCUUCCUCUCCCACUCCUCUUACUCUUUAGUGAAGCUGCAAGGCUAGGAUCCCGAGAACUAUGUGUCAUGGCUGCAAAACGCCAUGCCAUUGACUUCCCUGAAUCACCUAAACAAACCAAAACGCCUUAUGGUAUACCAGUCUCCAUCAUCCUAUCGAUAUUUUGCUGCUCCAUCGCUGCACAUGUUGAGUCUAGGAGGCUCAAAGUAGUUAGUACUCAAGGUUUACUACAUGAAACUGUCCCCAUGAGUGUAUUCUGGCUGCUCCCACAGUACAUUCUACUCGGUUCAAUCACAGGAAUCUACGAAAACAGCUUUGCGCUUUACCUAGAAGAAACGGUGCCUGAAGAGUUGAGCCAAUACAUGGUUCUAUUAAACGUGGGAGUGUGCGGGGUCGGGAUCAUGAGCAACAUUGCUCUUGUUAGUUUGGUGGGCAGUGUAAGCGGAGGCAAAUGGUUUCAAGACACAAUAAACAAGAGCCGGGUGGAUAACUAUUAUUGGGUUAUAACAGUGUUUUGCAUGUUCAAUCUCUUGUUAUAUUUCAUUGUAACCUAUAGGUACACAGUGUGUAACAAGAAAGAUGGUGCAACACAAGAAAAUGAUCGAAGGAUAAUCGCUUCUGUGUAGUACUUGUGUUGUGUGCCCAAUGUUUCAAUUAUACAUGUAUGAGGUUAGAUGAG